Paramormyrops kingsleyae is the source of this 1074-nucleotide messenger RNA. Its product is annotated as gap junction delta-4 protein-like. Gene Ontology annotation, cellular component: connexin complex. Gene Ontology annotation, molecular function: gap junction channel activity. Lineage: Eukaryota; Metazoa; Chordata; Actinopteri; Osteoglossiformes; Mormyridae. The record is from RefSeq and is a predicted model, not a curated record. Gene Ontology annotation, biological process: cell-cell signaling.
AUGGGGAGGUGGAACGCGGUGGAGGUGGUCUUCAUCGCGCUGAAUCGCAACGUCUCCCUGGCAGGUAAGAUCUGGCUGAUGGUGACGCUCCUGCUGAGGGUCCUGACUCUGCUACUCACCGGCUUCCCGCUGUACGAGGACGAGCGCGAGAGCUUCGCCUGUAACACCAUCCAGCCUGGCUGCUCCAGCGCCUGCUACGACGCCUUCGCCCCCCUCUCCCUAAUCCGCUUCUGGCUGCUGCAAGCCCUCGCGCUCUGCCUGCCCUACGCCCUGUACGUGGUCUUCGUCAUUCACAGGGUGGUGUCAAGCCUGGCUUCCGCAAACAUCGCUCCGGGGGAAGACGGGGGCCCCCGGCCGUUCAGGGUCAAUCGGGAGAUCUUCCAGAAAGUCACGCCAGAGAAUGGCGCCGCCCUGGUGGCGGGUGGAAGGAGGUGCCGUGCUCUCGCGCUGGCAUACACCAUCCACGUGUCGACCCGGAUCGCCCUGGAAGCGGCCUUUGGUGUGGGCCACUAUUUCCUGUUCGGUCUCUCCAUCCCGAAAAGCUUCCUGUGCUACGAGGGCCCCUGCACCUCCAUGGUGGAGUGCUACGUCUCCAAGCCCACGGAGAAGACCGUGAUGCUGAACUUCAUGCUGGCCGUCAGCGCGCUGUGCCUCCUCGUGAACGCCGCCGACCUCACCGGCGCCAUCGGGUGGUUGGUGAGCCUCCGGCGCCGGGCUGAGACGGUCGUCGGCUCGGAGGACAGAGCCUCCUUGUGCCUAGAGGACGUCGACACCGCGCCCAUCUCCCGGAAUUUGCCCAGCCUGGCCAACAGCGACAUCCAGCAAGACAUCCAGGUCUUGGGAGAAGACGGGGCAGAGCGAGACAGCAGCACUGUCAGACUCUGUUCCAGGAACCACGUCGAGUCCCCGCCUCUACAAAGCGCCUGCUCUCCACACCUGGGGUCCCCGCUGCCCCUGAAACCAACAAGUGAUCUACCAGGGGGAGCCGACAGCUCCAGGCUGCUCCAUGGCAACCGGAGGGAUGACCCGAAGUCGGAGAACAGUGAGAAACCUGGGAGAAGAGCCUGGGUUUGA